Molecule: messenger RNA, 1278 nt
Organism: Colletotrichum graminicola M1.001
Lineage: Eukaryota; Fungi; Ascomycota; Sordariomycetes; Glomerellales; Glomerellaceae
Product: C6 zinc finger domain-containing protein
Exons: 1
Coding region: 1-1278 (425 amino acids)
Source: RefSeq, a predicted model, not a curated record
AUGGCCGUCGCAGCGUCACAGGCAGCUGGAACCUUGGCCAUCCCUGAUGUCUCUCCAAGACCACCGCCUGCCGAGCCAUCUCCGGCAUCCAGCCUGGCUCGUUACCAAACCAUCUCGCAGCCCAUGGAUGAUCUAGCACGCACAUACUUCAUGAGGGAGUACAUAGCAUCUUCUCCUUUUGAGUAUCUACCCAGACUCUGUCCUUAUGGCUUACAGAACAAUGACGCAAUGUCAGCGUCAAUACUAGCAGCAUCCUUCGCCAGUUUAUCACUGAAGGUAUCGGAACCAAAGAUGAUGAAGUUGGCCAGAAUGCAUUAUGCUAGAGCGCUGUCUCAAACAAAUCAAGCUCUUAGCUCACCAGAACGCGCCGUGGAGGACAACACAUUGGCAGCGGUGCUACUUCUAGGACUUUUCGAGGCUAUCGUUUACUCUGGGCAGCAAUCUCUAGAUACCUGGAACCAACAUACGCUCGGCACCGUGGAGCUUCUCCGCCUACGUGGAACUCGACAGUUUGAUACGCCUCUCGGUCGGCAGCUUUUUGUGCAUUCCAGCGGCAACAUUCGCACGAGCUGCGCAUACACCAAGACACCUGUUCCGCAACGGUUUUUGAAGGUGUACGAAAAUGCCAAGCCGCACCUCGAUCUCGAUGACCCUUUCCUCAAGAUGACUCCAAUUCUUGAUCGUGUUGCGACUUUGAGAUCGAGAAUCGCCAGUCUGAGAGACUCUGAAAGGCGCGAGGUUCUAUAUGAAGCUCUUGACUUGGAUGCGGCAACAGCAAAACUUGGUGAGAAGGUCCCAGAAGAAUGGAGAUUUACGGCAAGGCGCCCAGGAGAGCGAUCUCCUAUAUCCUACAAAGGAAUGUCUUUCCGCUACCCUUCACUGCUGAUUCUACGGUACUGGAACUCGCUCAGGAGCAUUAGAAUGUUCCUCAACGAUGCUAUCUGGAUACAAUCAUCACUCGCGCUUGACCGCGGGCCGGAGCCGGAUGACGAGACGGACUAUGAAGGGCUUCAACGGUCCGCUAGCAGGAAAAUGUCAAGUCUUGUUGUCGAAGUACUUGGUAGCUGCGGCGAGUAUCUCGAGUUUUCCGAGGAUCGGUUCUCUGUUUCAGCAAGGUGCCUUAUCUGGCCGUUGUCGGUGAUCGCCGAGAUUUCCUCAACGCCUCCUGAUGCGCGCCUAUUUGCACUUGACUGCCUAGAUCGAUUGGGACGUGGUGGGCCAACCCUAAUGUCAGUUGCAGAACUAACGAAAGGAGACAGUGUCCAAAUAGACUGGUAA